AUGGGUUUUCAUCAAGAGGCUAAUGUUACUCAUCGUAGCAGCAGCAAUGGCCAUCAUGUGUCCGAUGGUGAUGACGCAGCAACUAUUGCUACCCUACUCUCUGAAGAUCAUGAUCCUAGAGUUGUGGAUCAUCAACAACAACAAGUAUAUUAUUCGGUCGUGGCUUCGGAAGAAAUUGAAUAUGUUCCGUCAUCUUCACCUUCGGUAUUGCAUCAACAGGAUGAGUCAUUUGAUUCCAAUUCCGAGAAGGAAUUCGAUGACUCUCCUAGAGAUAACUCGCUUCGGAUUGUGUAUGGAAAUUUUGAAUCAUCCAAUUUUGAAAAUCAAAAGUUAAUACAUGAACAUUAUUACGAUCAUAUUUUAACGCCUCAGUUAAAACAAAGGCAACGUGAUUUAGCUAAUUUCUUACUUAAUUAUAAUUAUCAUCAGAACAUAAUUUUGAAAAUAUUCAGUUUAAUAUGUUGGAUUUUUUAUAAUAUUAUCAUUACUUUUAUUGUACAUUUUUGCUUGAAGAAUAUUAUUUUCUACAUCAUCUCGUUGAUCUAUAGAUGUUGUAAUUGCGAGAGAUACAAUUUUGGCUCUCUCAGCACGACUAGUGUUGUUAAUGACGACAUUUCAUCGUCAUCAUCGAUCACUACUGAUCAUUUUAAUACCUUUUCUCUUCACAGGAUUUUUCAAAAUAGAAGAGAUUUUGAAAAAUAUUGGAAACAAGCAACCACGUGGCUGUGGAAUUUUUUAUUUGCGGAUAACAAUGAGUCACUUCAGACUAUUUCGGAAGGUGUUACAUCAAGAACUCUAUUUUCAAGAGACAGAAACUGCAACUACCCUAGAUUUUGUGACAACACCAUCAGCAAUACCAAAUACAAGUGGUACAACUUUUUUUGGAAGAGCAUUAGUGAACAAUUUUCACUUCGAAUGAAUCAGUAUUUUUUAGCUCUGGCGUGCUUGCAAUUUUGGAAAGUAGCAAGCCCAACAAACCCAAUAACUACUUGGAUUCCUCUCAUCGUAGUGGUAACCGUUGGCGUAGCCAAAGAAUUCAUUGACGACUACUUUCGAUAUAAAAAAGAUACAGAAAUUAACUUGAAUAAGGUCACCAUUGUUAGAAGUGGAUCUUUUCAUGUGAUACCUUCUUAUCAAGUUCAAGUUGGAGAUAUUGUCUAUCUUCAAGAGGAGGAACAAAUACGAGCAGAUAUGAUUUUACUGAAAUCAAGUAACAUUUUGAAGAAGGAGAAAAUUAGUCGUGUAGAGAGCGGUGACGAUGUAGAUCCCACAACAAACGAUUUUUUGUGUGAUAUAUCUGGAGGAAUUGCGUGGAUUGAAACAUCUGCACUGGACGGAGAGUCACAUUAUAAGGAACGAAAAGCUAUACCGGAAGUGCAAAAACUCUUUUCGAACAAUGUGAAUGAAUAUAGCAACAUUCUCAACAAUUUUUCGUGCAUCGUGGAAUGCUCGCUACCCAAUGCAGAUCUUGAUCACUUCAGAGGAGAUUUGCUUGUUGCUGAUAGAAUGGGAGGUUUCACCAGAUAUCCAUUGUCGUAUCACAAUUUACUUCUUCAAGGAACCACUUUGAAAAGCACGUCCCAUGCUCUGGCACUGGUAGUCUAUACUGGAAAUGAAACCAAGAUUGGAAUGAACAAAAAGGAAGCAGAAAUGAAAUGGACAAAAAUGGACAAUUUUAUUAACCAUGUUGUCGUUGGAAUAUUUAUGGUCCAAUUGGUGAUUGGCCUUAGUUUUGGAAUUAUUGGAAAUUAUUAUAACAUUUUACAGAGCCAGCAUAGCCCAUUUUAUCUGGCGUUGGAUCAAUAUCCGAUUCUAUCCGUGACAAACGCGAGCACCAAUACGCUUCUUCUUUUCCGAAUUUUAUAUAAUUUCAUUUACCCAAUUCUACCAUAUUUGAUCAUACCUUUACGAUUCACAAUGCUAUGCUCGCUCAUGAUCCCACAAUCUCUCAAAAUUACCUCAGAUAUUACCAAGUACAUUAUUUCAAUGUUUUUUAUUGCCAAAGAUAAUGGCUUGAGUGACAAGAGAGGAAAUAUGCCAAGUUGUUCGAACACCUCAGUGGCCGAAGACUUGGGCCAAAUCCAAUACAUAUUUACUGACAAGACAGGAACAAUCACUGAAAAUUUACUGACUUUAUCACGAGUUAUUGUUGAUGGACAAGUGAUACGAGUACCAAAACACACGAACUGUAGCACUGCAAGUACCACUCAUUUUCUUUGGACUCACAAUACGGCAUCAAACGACUCCAUUAGUAUGAAAUUUUUACGAAACUUGGCCCUUUGUCAUACGGUCUAUUGUGAAAAUGCAGAAAAUGUAUAUAUGCCUCAUUACAGAUCUAGCUCUCCUGAAGAGGACGCAUUUGUAAAAUUUGCUGCAUCACAAGGAGUAGUUCUCAAUUAUAGAGAUGAAGAAAGAAUGGUGUUAAAAAUUUACGACAACCGUGACGAAAAUUCAAGAGACCGAUCAUUUGUGCUUGAAGAGUAUCGCAUCUUAAAAGUUCUCUAUUUUACAAGCGAUCGAAGAAGAAUGUCCAUUAUCGUCAAGCAGCAAGAAAUAGACAAUAUAGAUUCCCUGACAAGAUAUUUUAUCAUGUGUAAGGGAGCAGAUGACGUAUUAUCGGAAAGAAUGGACAAUAAGGAUCCUUCUUUGCUACAACAAACACUAUCUCACAUUCAAACAUUGGCUUCCCAAGAAGGCCUUCGUGUCAUGUUGAUGGCAUAUCGAGAACUCAGCUCAGACGAAGUGUCAACUUUUAUGGAACGCAUUUCUCUCGCUGAUGAUAGCAAUGAACAGAGUAUUUUUGAAGAAAUUGAAACAAAUUUCCAAUUGCUUGGAGCCACCGCCAUGGAGGACAAAUUACAAGAGGGUGCAGCUGAAUGCAUAGAGAGUCUAAGAGAUGCUGGAAUUUCCAUUUGGAUGUUAACUGGGGAUAAGAUGGAAACUGCAGUUCAAAUUGCCCAGACAUGCCACAUCAUUCCAUCUCUUCCUUCGGAUGAUCUUUUAUUAAUUUAUUUGAGAGGAUCCUCGGUUGUUACCGUGAGAGAUGCUUUACACCAAGCUUUGACAAAAUUAGGAAAUAGUUCUCACCUCUUUGCAUGCUUAAUUUUUGAAGGCAAAAUUCUUAACUAUAUUCUGAGCGAUGACGACACUAAUCAUCACAAUCAAACAGCUGAAAUUAAGUCCUUAGAAAAUUUGAUACUGUUCUUGAGACUGUGUGAACAAGUUCAAGCUUGUGUCUGUUGCAGAAUGACUCCCAAGUUUAAAGGGAAAAUUGUCAGAAUGAUCAAAUAUCCUGUGACCAACAUUGAAGACUCAAACAAUAAUAACCGAUUGCAAUCACUGAGCUCACCAAUAUGUCUCGCGAUUGGAGAUGGAGGAAAUGACGUCAACAUGAUUUUAGAAGCAGAUGUAGGAGUUGGAAUCAGCAGUUCGGUAAAACCUACCGAGAUGAUAGCACAAUUAUUUCAGAUCAAGAAAUUCACACCGAAAAUGAGAAUUUACAAGCAGUGCGAGCCGCCGAUUUUGGAAUUCCAAGAUUUAGUGCUCUAA
Molecule: messenger RNA, 3549 nt
Organism: Naegleria lovaniensis
Lineage: Eukaryota; Heterolobosea; Eutetramitea; Acrasida; Naegleriidae
Exons: 3
Coding region: 1-3549 (1182 amino acids)
Biological process (GO): phospholipid translocation
Cellular component (GO): plasma membrane
Molecular function (GO): ATPase-coupled intramembrane lipid carrier activity; ATP binding; magnesium ion binding
Source: RefSeq, a predicted model, not a curated record